AUGAAUCAAGGCUUUGGAUCAGGAAACACACAACCAUCAACUCCACCAUAUAAUUCUUCAACAUCUGCAUCACUACCUAAUCGUACUAGUAAUACGGUACAAGGAGGAUUUUCCAAUAUGAUGCCUCAACCAGCUGCUCAAAACAUAUCGUAUGCGGUAGGACAACCAUCUCAGAUACCAUCAUAUCCAAGUGCUUCUCCAUUAACAUCAUCAUCUUCUCAUGGAAGCCCUUAUUUCGCAAAUACUCCGAUAGCAAAUACAAAUAAUUAUUCACCAUAUUCACUUCCUAAUUUUGGACAACAACCAUCAACAUUUCAAGGAGGUAGUAGUUCUCAUCAAACUCCAUAUCCACAAGCAUCUUUUAGUAAUCAACCACCGCCACCACCACCAUCAACAAAUACUGCAAGUUACCAAAAUCCAUAUCCACCACCAACUUCUCACCAAUCAUCAACUCCUUAUCAACAAUGGAACGUAACUCCAUCUCAACAAGGUAAUUAUCCACAAAAUAAUCCACCACAACAGUCUUUUCCAAAUACUUAUGCAACAUCAUAUUCUCAACAACCUAAAGGUGGAUAUCCUCGAAACGAACCACAACAAACAUAUCAACAAUAUGGUGGUGGUUACAAUACAAGCUUUAAUAAUGAUCGUCUUCGAUCAAUAGCUACACAACAUGAAAUUAGUGAUGCAUCACUACAACGUCUAAAUAUACUUCAACAAUUUGAAAUUGUUGUACUUUGUGAUGAUUCCACGUCAAUGAAUACACCUGUCAACGGAACAACUAAUACUCGUUGGGAUGAGUUACGAACUAUCGUGCAAAUCAUUAUCGAUAUUGGUACUAUAUUUGAUUCAAAUGGAGUUGACGUACAUUUUCUUAAUCGACCUCCUAUGCUCAAUGUUACUGAUCCUCGACAAGUUGUUGAAUCAUUUAAUAAACGUCCCAACGGAUAUACACCUCUUACUUCUGCUUUACGAGGAAUUUUUCAAUCAGCAGCAAGUAAACUUCGUGGUAACAAACGUCUAUUAGUUUUUGUAGCUACAGAUGGAGAACCAACUGAUAAUCAUGGUUAUGUCGAUGUACAAAGUUUAGAAAACCUAAUGCAACAUGAACGUCAAUCAAAUACUAUGUAUGUGACAUUUCUUGCUUGUACUGAUGAUCCAGCAAGUGUCCGUUAUUUAAAUCAGUGGGACCGUACAAUGAUAAAUGUUGAUGUUGUGGAUGAUUAUAAAUCAGAACGAGAAGAAGUACGUCGAACUAAAGGAUUCAAUUAUUCAUUUUCAUUUGGUGAUUAUGUAGUUAAAGCAUUAAUGGGUGCUGUUGAUCCAGGGGUGGACUCUCUUGAUGAAUAUGCAAAUAGCACUAGAAAUGGUUAG
This is a messenger RNA of Rotaria sp. Silwood1, 1371 nucleotides long. NCBI's taxonomy places the organism in Eukaryota, Metazoa, Rotifera, Eurotatoria, Philodinida, Philodinidae. The record is from the annotation of a GenBank genome assembly.